UUGCCUCGGAGCUGGGAGAGCAGGUCGGAGGAACGGCGUGACGCGUUUUGAGCGGGGCUGCGCUCCCAUUGGGCGGCGCGUCACCGGAAGAGGAAGUCGCGGGGCGUGUGCACACCCACUCGGGGCUCGGGCUGGCUGAGGGGAAAAGCCUCGGGCUGGCUCUGCCUCGGAGGCCGGUUGCCUGGCGUUGGGCUCCAUGCAAUGCGCCGCCUCUCGUAGCGCCAUGCAGCGGGCCGGAGGAGGGGGAGGAGCGGCCGCAUCAGCGGCGGAGCCUGGAGGCGAGGCUGUUGCUGCGGCCGCGGCCUCCUACCGCGUCCUGAGCCGUUUCCUGGGCUACGGCGGCCCCGAGUCCGCCUCAGCCGUGGGCGACGAGGCAACGGGCGGCUUGAGGGGCUCGCAGCUCUUGGUCUUCCGGCCUGGUGAGGCGGCGGUGUCCCCGGCCUUGCCUCCGCCUCAGCAGCCGCCUCCUCCUCCGCCUCCUCCACCGCCAGAGCUGCUUUGCGCCCCUCAGAAAGGAUGCCACUGCCAACCUGCAGCCGGGCGGUGCUGGAACGGCGCGGCCGGCGGCCUACUCUUCCCUCCAGGCGCCGGCCUCGAGUUGCAGCUCGCCGCCUUGGCCCUCGGGACGCCCGGCAAACCCCCCAGCGCUUGCCCUUGCUCGCCUCAGGUCCCGCCGCCUUCGCUGCUGCCUUUGGUGCCGCCGGGGGAGGAAACCAGCGACGCCUUGCUGGUCCUGGAAGCCCUGGGCCCCGAAGAGGAGGAGGAGGACAACGAAGGAGAACAGGCUUCAGCAACAUCAACCACAACAGAAGCCUCCAACCCGGCUAACGUAGCGGGCGGGCGCUACUUUCAAGCCCCCGCGCCGCCUGCCUCUCCCGCCCCGAAGCGGCCCCCCACCCCGUCCAGGAAAGGCUCCUUCAAGGUGCGCCUCAGCCGCCUUUUCCGCACCAAAAGCUGCAGCGGAGCGGCCGCCUCCGGGGGAACGCGUCGGGGAGGGGAAAAGGAACUUCUGCAAGCCGCCGCUGCUUCUGCCGCCCCGGGGAACGCGGGCACAGCGGGGAGCCUUCCCGAUGUUUCCCACCCUGGGUGCCGCGAACCAGACUCGGGCAGAAAGCCAAGACUGAUGCGAACACAAAGUGCCUUUUCUCCCGUUGUUUUUGGUCCCCUCUUCACAGGUGAGACAGUGUCGCUGGUGGAUGUGGAUAUCUCUCAGCGUGGUCUAACGUCUCCACAUCCUCCUACACCACCACCUCCCCCACGACGAAGCCUCAGCCUUUUGGAUGAUAUCAGUGGGACACUGCCUACAUCUGUCUUAGUGGGUCCGAUGGGGUCUUCGUCCCUCCAGUCUUUUCCUCUGCCUCCGCCGCCUCCGCCGCAUGCCCCUGACGCAUUUCCCAGAAUCAUCCCAAUCAGAGCACCGGAAGCAGUACACAGCCAACCUUCACAGCACCUUCAGUGCCCUCUCUAUCGGCCUGACUCAAGCAGUUUCGCAGCAAGUUUGCGGGAGCUAGAAAAAUGUGGUUGGUACUGGGGACCAAUGAACUGGGAAGAUGCUGAAAUGAAGCUGAAAGGGAAACCUGAUGGCUCCUUUUUGGUUCGUGAUAGCUCAGAUCCCCGGUACAUUCUGAGCCUCAGCUUUCGAUCACAGGGUAUUACCCAUCACACCCGAAUGGAGCACUACAGAGGAACUUUCAGUCUUUGGUGUCACCCCAAAUUUGAGGACCGUUGCCAGUCUGUAGUGGAGUUCAUCAAGCGUGCCAUCAUGCACUCCAAAAAUGGGAAGUUCCUGUAUUUCUUGCGAUCCAGGGUUCCAGGUCUCCCUCCAACCCCUGUCCAGCUCCUCUACCCAGUCUCUAGGUUCAGCAAUGUGAAAUCGCUACAGCAUCUUUGCCGCUUCCGGAUAAGACAGCUAGUCCGCAUUGAUCACAUUCCAGAACUACCACUCCCCAAGCCUCUGAUCUCAUACAUCCGCAAGUUCUACUACUAUGACCCCCAGGAGGAGGUCUAUCUCUCACUGAAAGAGGCUCAGCUUGUUUCCAAACAGAAGCAAGAGGCAGACACUUCAACGUAGUGAGGAGUCCUACCCCCAUCUUGCUGCUGUCUCCAAUGGAAUUUGGUCACCAGUAUUGUGUAGCUAUAGAGGCUGCAUUGAAACUGACUCCUGGCAUAGCUUGCUUCCUGGCUGUCUCUUGAGACUCUGGAGAGGGUCCAGGGCACUCGAGAAGAAGCACAGCUGUGCAUUGAAAAAUGGGAGCCACAAUCCCCCCUCAAAAAAAUUCUGGUUCCAUAAAGAUGUUGAAAUCUUCUGAAGCUGGACUACAAGCUCCUGAAAGGAUGGAGAAUGUUAUUUUUCUUGUUAAAUUUCUAUUUUUGGUGCUUCCUUUUCACCUUCUCCCCUUUCUUUUGUGGCAUGGGAAAUAGCAAGCCAAUUUCAUGUUUUGUUUACGUGUUGGUAUGGCGGGGGGAAAUGUGCAGCAGAUUUCUGAGAUUUAAGCGGCAAAAUGGGGUUUGUAGUCCAGUGGUUCUGUUUAAAAAAGACUGCUUGGAAAAGGCAAGUCUGUGCCCAAGCUGGAUAGAGUCUUAUAUACAAUCUGUGGGAGGUAGAGAGAACAGUAAGCUCUGCUGUGCCUCAUGGAAGGUUUGUGGAUGGUGCAAUUGGAAAUCAGAUGAAAAGAAAAAAAAUAUGUUGCCUUUGCUGGAAUGUCUGUAGGACAUAAGUAACGUUCUGAAUCUUUGGCACUUGAUGUUAGCCAGAUGAAUAAUGAAUAGGUAUCUUAUUGGCAUUUCUCUUUUUAUCCCCUCCCCCCUUUAAACACUGGAAUGCCAUCCAAGAGGUGGCUGAUAACAGUAUUGGUAAACCUAUCAAGCAGAUAUGAAAUGCACAGUGGGAAUCCGAAUCUGAUCUUGGUGUUGCAAAUCAGCUUUUGUUCUGUUGCUUCCUAGAACUGAAAGGCAUGUUGCCCUACUGGACAAGCAGAGUGAAAGCUCAGCCGGUGGAAGGAAAUAGCUCUUGAACUCUUUUAAUGAGAGUAAGCAGAUUUUUGAAGCACCUUAGCCCCCAUGAUGCAAGAGAACAAAUGAGGGGAACAGUCAUUUAUGAUCUUCCCGCUCUGUCCAAGAGAGUAUCUGUAACCAACCUUCCUGAGGAAUCUGCUGAUUCUGUGAAAUAAAUACUGUACGUAGUCUGAUUUUUUCACCACCACAAGACAAAAGUUGUCAUUGCAAAAUAAUAUGACCCCCCCUUACACACACACACACACCAACUGCAAUGAUUGUGAUGUUCAAGAGGUACCUCUCUCUCUCUCUCUCUCUCUCUCUCUCUCUCUCUCUCUCUCUCUCUCUCUUUUUUUUUUUUGGAGUCCUAAAAGUCUCUUCUUUCUCAAGAUGCCGGUACUUGGAUUACAUUUCUUGUUUUGUUUUUUUUUAAACUGUGAUAUCUUAUUAAGAUGAUAUUAUUUAUUGUUAGUAAUAUAUUUGUAAAGCAUUUUUCAUAUUCUCUGUCCAAGCAGUUUUACAUUUGUUUCAGCCUCCACUUCUGAAGGUUUCCGUCCUAUAUGCUGGAUAGAGCAAACAGCGUUCAAAGUUGUGGAGACUUGACUUUGAAAUUACCUUAAAAAUUGGCUAGUAGCCCCCCCUCAAGUUAAAUCCUGACCAAACAUACACAAGACCCUUGACAGUGUCUGUUAUUGCUUGUGUCCGCCCCCCCCCCCCAAAAUCAGUAAGUUUAAAGAAAGUUAGACUUUUCUUCUCUCCAUUUAGUACCAUGUGUAUGCAAUGCUAAAAUCAGAUUUUUGGAACUUUUUAUGUUUCCUCUUUGUUAGCUCUCUACUUGGUGGUGAAAAACCUGGCUCUGAGCUGUUUCUGUAUUUACAGCUUGGAUGGCCACCUUUCUGUGUUCUGUUCUACCCCAAAGAAGCUCCUUUUUCGUUGGUACAUUCUUAUCACAUUUUUUUUUACUGUGAGAGGGGUAAAUUCUUAAUGCACUGAGCUGUAAAGCUGAGCCCUUUCCUGAUGGCCCAUCAUCACCUACCAGUUCUCUUGGCAGCUGAGACCGUUGUAUUAGACAUUGGCCAAUGAAGGUGUCGGUGUCUUCUACAGUGGUGAGGAAAGUUAGAUUCCUGGAACUUGUUCAAUUCAUUGUUCUGAUGCACUGGGGAAGGGAUAUGACCCUCUGCUGAGAUGUAUAUGGCUACCUUAAAACUUGGCAAUAUGUAUCAAAACAGUAUCAAGGAAAAUAAUGGUAAAGAUCUUGCUCAUUUGGAACCGAAAGACAUUCCAUGCAAGGUGGGAUCCUAAAUGCACCAAGAAGAUACCCCCCCCCCCCCCGCCAUUUCCAGGGUUUGUAUUUUGAAGUAUCAACACACUGGAAAGACCCAUUUGUUUCAUUCUAACUAGCAAGUGUUGAAGGCGUUUGUGGUUGCAAAGGCAGAUUUUAAGUGCACUGGAAAUAAGCUGUAACAACCUACAAAGAGUUGAGUGAAUGGCUAAUAGUUUGGCUUGUAUGCUGGUUGUUGGAAGUUCUCAUAGUUCUUAAAAACACUGUUUUGUCAUGUCCAUUCUCAACUUGUUUGAAAGGGAAAUCUUACUGAUUCACUAUGGACUUUGGAAUUUAUUUAGCCCUUUUCUACCUCCACCCCACUCCACUCAAAAUACUUUCUUCUUGGUUCAGAUAAGAAGAAAUGAGAACAAACCUAAGGCCUGCACUUGUGUGGUGGUGGUGGUGGAGGAAAUGUUUUUUAAUAUACAGUUCAAACACGCACAAAACAUGCCCUAAAGACCGUACUAGGGGUCUGUUAUCUGCCCAUACCCUUUGGUUGAACUGUGAGCACCUCUAGAACUCCAUUGACUUAACUACUGAGUAGCAAAAGACAGUUGUGUGUAAAUAUCGUUCAGGGAGUAAGUUGGCCUCCCUGGACUACUGUUGUGUUUCUUUUAAGUCUUCUGUGAUGGAUUUCCUAUAAAAAGAGAGCAUGCAUGUGUAUGUGAGAGAAAUUCUUCCUUUAUAAGGUUAUGUGUUGAACUUUCUUUUGAAAAUGGAUGGAUAGAUGUGGGUGAGGUGAGUGUUAGGCAGCAAAUAUUAAAUCCUGCACUCUACCUUUUUAGGGGAAGAGGUUGUCCUCUUAUUAAAACUCUGUUUUGGCAUUUUGUGCUUGUAGCAUCUGUUAUUCUCUAAUAAUAAUUAGCUGGGGAGGUGUUGAUGGUUCUUUAGAAUCAACCACCCCAUUUGAGUUUACUACAUUGAUUGUAUUUAGGUUGGACAUGGAGUUUCUGGACAUAUUUCAAAUUAGAAGUGGGCACCUUUGGCCUUCUUGAUGUUUUGGACUACAGCUCCCACAAUUUCCACACCCCUGUGCUCGAUAUUUGACUUUUGACUUCAAUAAAUAAUGCUCUUCCCUCCCCCAAUAUCUACCACAGGAAGUAAGGAGUAAAUAUCUUCUGGCCAGUAAUAUUUCCUGAUGACAUCAACCUUGGAGGAAAAUGGGAUACUAUUUGACCUUAAUUAUGCUACCUUGGCCGCAUGAAAAAAUAACAGUAUUUCCAUAAGUACUUGAUGUAGGGUUCAGUUGGGAAAAAAAGGCUUUGUUGAUUGACCAAUAGCAGAUGAUUUAUGUCAGAAAUGCAGAAAAGUAUCCUGUGUUGUUUUAUAGAGGUACAGCAAUAGGCUUUUGGGUUUGCUGGAUUUAUAUAUAACUUUAAGCCUGAGAUGAGGUUCAGGUGUAUCUUAAAACAGUCUUGCUCUUAAUUGCUUCAACAUUUUUGAAAAACGUAGGUGCUAACUUGAGGCAAAAAAGAGCAGACCAAGCUCCAUAAAUCAGACUGUUUUUUAUUCUUGUCCUUAAACCCAGUGUCUAUCAUGUUGUUACUCUGCCCCAGCUCAUUUACUUGAUGUUUCUCAAGAAUGAUAAUGAAUGUGUGUGUAUCUGACAUAAUUAAUUUAAUGAGCAGGCUAAAAUGGUCAGACACUAUAGAAAACCUAUGCACUCAUGAAAAGAUUUCAUUUAGUCUUGAAAAGACUGAAUUCCCCUGUGGAGAGAAAUGUGUACUUUCAAAAUGUAAUGGAUUUCAAAUGUUAUUCACUAGAACAGAGGUGUUUGGGCUUCCAAACAACUCUGUUCCAGAUGUUUGGGCCUCCAAUCCCCAGAAGCCCUAGCCAGCUUGUCCAAAGGCCAGGAAUUCUGGGAGCUGUAGUCCAAAAACACCUGGAGGAUCACAUGUUUGAUACCACUGCGCUAGAGGAGAAAAGUAAUCCACUAUAAUGCUGUUGGCAUAAAUGUAGCUUGGACAACUGUAAGAAAACAAUGCAAGAACCAAGUCAACCUGUCCUCAAUUAAAUAAUUAAAUCAAUUUGUUAAUUGUCCAGAAUUUCACAGAACUCUCCAUCAUGCAACAUGAAGAUAUUAUAUGUGGCCACCUUUUUCCCUGAAUGUUUCAGCUUUUUUUCAUUUGCAUUCAUACGACUGUGCCAAGCAAAGAUGUGUGGUAUGCCUAUAUGAGACAACUUGUAUUCAGUCAAGCACUUUUGAGUGUUUCCUUUAAAACAAGUUGCCUGUUAGUUCAGUUACUGUUCUCAUGUUGUUAUGGAGAGCAUCAUUUGAGAGAGGAUGAACAACUUGCUCAAGACCGACACAUAAGUCAGUUGUGCAUUCAAACAGAAGGCGAAAGUUAUGAGGCUAAUUAUUCUCAAUAGCUUCACAACUGCAUCUAGGUCUUUUAGGUAGUGAAGGAGAUUCCUUUGUGUAAAUUUUAUUAUUGUGGUUUAUGUUUUGGUCCAGGAAGGGUAGCUAGAUUACAGCCCACACAAUGCAAUUUAAAACUGUGUAGGUUUGCCCUAAAUUUCAGGCUGAAGCUUUUUCACUUUAUCUUAUCAUCGCAGCUUUUGACCUAUCUUCUUGCCCCCCAUUGUUUCAUCCUUUCUGUAGCCCAUGUGUUGUAGACUACUAGCCACCUGGCAGUCCCUCUUGUCUGCAUGGGCCCAGGAAAGUAAUAGAACUCAGAAGCUUAUCAACCUUUCUGGUUGAUCACAACUCAAAGCUGGUGAGUUGUGAUCAUCCUAUGCACUGAAAAUGGUACUGGGUUUACUGAGACCUCCAUAGGUUUGUGGGGCAGUGAAAUUACUAGACCAGAGCCGUCUAGUCUAGUUUACCUCUGAAAGGGCUACAUGAGCCCAUUUGUGUGACUGCCACUUGUUUCACAUCUUAAGCUAUCUUCAAUGUCAGUGAACAUCUUCAAACAGUUGCAGGGUUUUUUCCCAGGCUGGUGUUGGGUACUAGUCAAUGAAAAAGUCUUUUACAGUAGUGCAAAAACACAUAUGUCUUAUUGUACGUCAGCAUAGAGUUUGCAUUUGGGGCACGUCAUACCAUUUACAGAUUGAAUGCCCAAAAUGCUACAGCUUCACUGUUACCAGUCUUUUUUAGUUAAAGAAGGGGGGUAGAAUACAUGGAAUUAAAUAUGUAUACCUCAGUCAUAACACUGAAAAGCUAGUGUAGGUACACAACUUCAGUGUCUUGUGUGAAUUGAAAGGUUGCAUAUUCCAGGAAAGUUGGUUCAAUACCUUACUGCACUGUUAACAGAUUUUUUUUACAUUGAUUUUGCUCAGUUUCCGAGUAUGCUUUGUGUGUUUGUAUGUGCGUGAGUAUUUAAUUUAUUAAAACAGCUGCUGUAACUUAUUUUCAGAACUAUAAAAGUGUGAAAACAAAACAAAAAUAAUUGAGACUUGCAGGCCAAUCUUAAAAGUUUUGUGCUUGGCAGGAGAGGGACAAAAAGACAUUUUAUAUGAAAAUGAAUGCACUUUGGGUGUGUUUAGACAUUUGGGGGGAGGGGGGUCAGGCUGUUUUAUAGACUGAGUUCUGAAUGGCCUUGUGUGUAUAUAUUGUAUCAAUAGGCACGUUUUUGGUUUCUCAUUUGAAAGCAUUUGUAACUGCUGCAGGGUCCUGUCUGUAAAAUGGAUGUAUUGAAUAAGUUUGCCUCAUAGUUGGGGUGGAACGUUUUUCUUUAUCUCUCUUUUGUUUCCUCCUUUUUGGGUAAAUUUUGUCAACCAUGGGAGAGAACUUUGCCCCUCUCCUGUUUGUAUCUCAUUUCUAUUGUGGGUUGUUUUUUUGUUUGUUCUAUUGGCCUAUGGGUGGUUGUUCGACAGGGUUGGUGGGGAGAGAGGGGUUUGAAAUAAAAUACUUAAACAGA
Messenger RNA from Anolis carolinensis (green anole), 8178 nucleotides. It is a transcript of the gene socs7, whose product is annotated as suppressor of cytokine signaling 7. Gene Ontology annotation, cellular component: phosphatidylinositol 3-kinase complex. The coding region runs from base 197 to 2071 and encodes 624 amino acids. The record is from RefSeq and is a predicted model, not a curated record. Gene Ontology annotation, molecular function: 1-phosphatidylinositol-3-kinase regulator activity. Gene Ontology annotation, biological process: phosphatidylinositol phosphate biosynthetic process; intracellular signal transduction. The transcript is spliced from 10 exons. NCBI's taxonomy places the organism in Eukaryota, Metazoa, Chordata, Lepidosauria, Squamata, Anolidae.